CAAAGUGUAGUACUGAAGCAGUUGGCUGCUCAUUUUGAGACGCAUUACAAGAUACAAUUACAUCACUGAACAAAGCAAAUAUAUGUUUUAUACCAGUCAACAUAACUGCAAAAAGUCAGUGUUUUUCAGGAACAUGGAUUCUCUCAAGCAUUGGAUAACAAUCUCAAUAUUUAUUUGCUCUGUCUGUAAUGGUGGUAAAAUUUUGGUGGUGCCUUUGGAGGGAAGUCAUUGGGUGAAUAUGAAUGUCCUCAUCAAGGCUUUGUAUGACCAGGGACACACCGUUGAUGUAAUACGCACCAGCAACAGCUGGUACGUCAAAGAAAACUCCCCUUAUUAUAAUGCUAUAACUGUACCCAACACCGCAGGACUUAAUGAAAAAUUUAUGAAAGAAGCACUCCAAAAAAUGAUUGACUACGAACGAGGAAAGACCUCUUGGCUCAGUUCAAUAAGUUGGAGAUUUGAAAUUUUCAGUAUUAUGAAAAAGGUCAACGAAAUGAUUUGUCAGCUUGUAAUAAAUAUAUUUGAAAGUGAGGAUAUUAUGCAUACAUUGAAAGACAAGCAGUAUGAUCUAAUGUUAACUGACCCAGCAUGGGGCGCCGGCAUUAUUUUGGCACAUAAACUCCAGCUACCGGUGGUCUAUAAUGUGAGAUGGACCGCAACUGGUGAAGGACACUUUGACAUCGCUCCCUCACCAUUGUCUUACAUUCCCAUAACAGGAUCGGGACAUGCAGACAAAAUGACGUUCUUUCAAAGAGUAAAAAAUGUUUUCUUCUUUUUCUUAAUGGACCUUCCAAACAGGCUUUUGACUGAGCCACAGUACCAAGCACUUUGUGACAAAUAUUUUAAUCCACCUGUAAAUUUUCGUGAACUUCUCCAGGGAGCUGAUAUUUGGCUGAUGAGAGUCGAUUUUGUUUUUGAAUUUCCUCGACCAACCAUGCCAAAUGUCAUCUACAUUGGCGGCUUCCAGUGCAAACCAGCAAAAGCUCUCCCACAGGACCUGGAGGACUUUAUGCAAACUUCUGGAGAUCAUGGUGUCAUCAUCAUGUCUUUAGGGACAUUUGUUAGUGACCUACCAGAUGACAUAACUGAAGAAAUAGCUGCUGCUUUUGCCCAGCUCCCUCAGAAGGUGAUUUGGAGAUACACUGGUAAGAAACCAUCUACUCUGGGCAAUAACACAUUACUGCUUGACUGGAUGCCACAGAAUGAUCUUCUAGGACAUCCAAAGACUCAAGGUUUUGUAGCUCAUGGAGGAACCAAUGGAGUUCAGGAAGCUUUGUACCAUGGUAUUCCAGUGGUUGGAAUUCCACUUUUCUUUGAUCAGUAUGAUAAUCUUCUUCGACUGCAAGAAAGAGGAGGAGCCAAGAUUCUCUCUAUCGCAACUUUAGAUAGGAACAUACUGCACACGGCCAUUAAGGAAGUCAUCAAUGAACCGUCCUACAGACUGAGUAUGCAGAAGCUUUCUCAUCUUCACAGAGACAAACCAGUUCAACCUUUAGACAGCGCCCUCUUCUGGAUUGAGUUUGUUAUGAGACACAAAGGUGCUGCUCAUCUUCGUACAGAGUCUUACAAACUGCCUUGGUACUCCUAUUACUCAGUAGAUGUUGCAGUUGUAUUGUUUACAGUUGUUUUGAUAUUUACUCUCUCUGUUUUUUGGACAGUUAGAUAUCUGUGUGUCAUCUUGUGCUGGGGCAGAAAAAGGAAAACUGAGUGAUGUUUACAUAUGAAGUGUCAUCUUCACUGUUAAUUUAGAAUAAUUAAUUUUUUGCUUCUUUGUUGUAAAAACUCCCAAGUUUUCAGUUCUAAAUGUACAGUAUGUUUUUAUAGUAUAUUGUAGUAAAAUCUUAUGUCAAACUUUUUAGUACUAGUUGUUUUAAAGUAUGUGAUUUGUUGGCAUUAAUGCUUCCAUAACACAAACCGUUUCUGUGUAUUUGAUGUUUAAUUACAUCCUUCAUAUCUCAGAAGAGUUUUUAGUUUAAUCACAUUUAUAAAAGACAGAUCAGCUCAUUUAUAAAAGACAUCAAAUAUGAACUUCUCCACAGUUUAAUCUGCCAUUUCAUAUAAGCCAGUACUUUAAAUUCAUAUAGAUUUGAUUACCUGCCAACGUUUCAUCGUUUAUCAGUAAAAAAAAAAUCGCUUGGUGAUCCCAAAAAUAUAAUUUCUUGUAUCUUUAUUGUUGUAGUUGUGGGUAGUGCUAAUCUCUUUCAUGUUGGAUGAUUUUUAAAAGUAUAGUUAGUAAAGAGCACUUAAACCAACAAGGUGUUUUUCUUACAUAAUGAUUAAAUGUCCCUGUAUGAGUAAAAUGUGUGUUAUGUCCAAAACAUAUUUGUAUAGUCAAUCAUUUGUGGGUGGCGGGGGCCCUAAAAUCUCUGAGGUCCCUUGAAUUGUAACUGUAGUUUGCAUGGUGGCAAGAAUCACAAAAAGUAUAAGGCUCUUAUUGUUUACUCGCUCAAUCCCCAGACCGUAACACACUAU
Molecule: messenger RNA, 2472 nt
Organism: Paramisgurnus dabryanus
Lineage: Eukaryota; Metazoa; Chordata; Actinopteri; Cypriniformes; Cobitidae
Product: UDP-glucuronosyltransferase 2C1-like
Molecular function (GO): UDP-glycosyltransferase activity
Source: RefSeq, a predicted model, not a curated record